This is a messenger RNA of Verticillium alfalfae VaMs.102, 705 nucleotides long. RefSeq lists its product as hypothetical. NCBI's taxonomy places the organism in Eukaryota, Fungi, Ascomycota, Sordariomycetes, Glomerellales, Plectosphaerellaceae. The record is from RefSeq and is a predicted model, not a curated record. The transcript is spliced from 2 exons. Bases 1 to 705 code for a protein of 234 amino acids.
AUGGGAUCUCACGCAGAGGCCCCCGAGCUCGCCCUCGCCAUUCCAACGCCGGACGAGCGCACGGCGACGUGGACGGCCACGCACCCCCACUGGGGCGCCGCCCUCGACCUAGACGUCUACCACCGCCGUGAGCACUUCCUGACGACGGUGCCGCAGUCGCGCAACGGCGGCAUCACGCACUGGAUCCUCACCGACCCCUCGGCCGGCCCCGGCGCCCGCCCUGUGCUCUCCUCCUGCGAGUCCAUCCGCAAGCGCUGCCUCGUCGCGAGCCCCGACGGCACCGUCCGCGAGGGCGUCACCCACGGCAUCGCCUCCACGCCGAGCAUCCGCGGCGCCGUCUUCGGCGCGCCGGGGAACCGCGUCUGGGCCGUCUGGACGCGCGGCUACUACGGCGGCCUCAAGAAGCCCGAGGGCAACACGUUCCACAUCCUGCGUGUCUCCAUCGAGGACGAAGAUGCCGCCGACGAGGCGUACCUGGCCGAGGCCAUGGGCGCCAUUCUCGGGCUCGCGCGGGAAGAGGCCGCUGCGUGGAAGGUGAACAAUGUCGAGCUGUGGAACCCGACGGCGAAGCUGCGGGCUGCCAUCGACAGGGCGGGCUUGCCACACGAGUUUGUCGACAGGCAGGACACGAGCAUCGCGUGCCUCAUGUGGUACGGUGAUGGCGAGGUUGAUUGGGUUGCCAACGAGAAGUUUGGCUGGUGUUAG